This is a messenger RNA of Rosa chinensis, 3455 nucleotides long. Its product is annotated as pentatricopeptide repeat-containing protein At5g27110. Gene Ontology annotation, molecular function: RNA binding; protein binding. Bases 380 to 2491 code for a protein of 703 amino acids. Gene Ontology annotation, biological process: RNA modification. The transcript is spliced from 2 exons. The record is from RefSeq and is a predicted model, not a curated record. Lineage: Eukaryota; Viridiplantae; Streptophyta; Magnoliopsida; Rosales; Rosaceae.
UCUCACACGUUGGACUUCUUCUCCUACCUUGUUUGUUGGUUUUCUUAGAGAGGGAGGGAGAGAGAGAGAGAGAGAAUUAUGUAUAUUUGUGCUCCAGUAGUUAUAUGAAUGAGUGCAUGAGAACUCGACCUUCUCUGCUAUCUCUCUCUAUUGACUCAACUCUGCAAUCUCUUCUUGGUACUAUUCUCUCCCAUUUGCUUCAUUGAUUUCAGUAACUUUUUCAUUGAGCGCUUUUGGUUUGAGGUGUGAAAUAUGGAUUGCUUUAUGGUUUUGGGGGAAAUGGGCAGGCUUAAUCUGGAAAACUACAAAGACGACUAGUUUGUCUCUUCGCCUACCUCAGACAGACGGACCCUAUGCUUGGGCGCCUUCUGAAUUACAUAUGGACUCCACCAAACUAUUAUCCCUCUUAAGAACAUGCACCACUUGGAAGUCGCUGAGACCGGGCAAGCUCAUCCACCAAAAGAUACUCACUCAAGGCUUCCAAUACAACACCCUCUUGUCCAAAAACCUCAUAGACUUCUACAUCUCUUGCCAUUUAUGCCCUUCUGCAAAGCUUGUUUUCCAAUCCAUUGAAAACCCAUCCAGCAUUUCCUUGUGGAAUUCUCUCAUGACAGGUUACACCAAGAACCUCAUGUUCAUUGAUGCACUUGAGCUCUAUGAAAGGUUACUCUGCUACCCCUAUCUGGGUCCUGAUAGUUACACCUACCCGAGUGUUCUCAAGGCCUGCGGUGCAUUGGGUAGGGUAGGUCUUGGAAAAAUGAUCCAUAACCAUUUGAUAAAGACUGGUUUCAUAUCAGAUAUCGUCGUGGCAAGUUCCCUUGUGGGAAUGUAUGCGAAAUGCAAUGUGUUUGAUCCUGGAAUUCAGCUGUUUGAUGAAAUGCCUGAAAGAGAUGUGGCAUGUUGGAAUACUGCAAUUUCUUGUUAUUAUCAAAAUGGGCAAGCUCAGAAGGCAAUGGACUUGUAUGAGAAGAUGAGGAGUUCUGGCUUUGAGCCUAAUGUAGUAACGAUCACUACUGUUAUUUCAUCAUGUGCAAGACUUUUGGAUUUGGAGAGAGGUAGGGAGAUUCACAAGGAGUUGAUACAAAAUCGAUUCGUUUUGGAUUCCUUUGUUAGUUCUGCUUUGGUAGACAUGUAUGGGAAAUGUGGAUGUUUAGAUAUAGCAAAAGAGAUUUUUGAACAAGUCCCAAGAAAGAAUGUCAUCGCUUGGAACUCCAUGAUUGCAGCCUAUAGUGUAACAGGUGACAGUGAAUCUUGUAUCGAUCUUUUUAGAAGGAUGACUGAUGAAGGAACUAGUCCCUCUUUGAUUACUUUUAGCAGCAUUUUGUUGGCUAUUUCAAGAUCGGUCCAACUUCAACAUGGAAAAUUCGUGCACGGAUAUAUGAUAAGAAACUAUGUAGAGGCUGAUAUCUAUGUUUACAGUUCGCUUAUUGAUCUCUACUUUGUGUGUGGAAGUAUCUCGUCUGCUAAAAAUGUCUUUGAAAAGAUGUCCAAGACAAAUGUAGUUUCUUGGAAUGUUAUGAUUUCUGGAUACGUGAAGGUGGGAAAUUAUUUCAGGGCUCUAGGGUUAUAUGAUGAGAUGAAAGAAGCUGGUGUAAGGCCAAAUGCCAUCACGGUAACUAGUAUCCUAUCAGUUUGUUCACAACUAACAGCACUGGAAAAGGGUAAGGAGAUUCACAGAACUGUUGUUGAUAGUGAGUUGGAAACCAAUGAAAUAGUCAUGGGGGCUCUUCUUGACAUGUACGCUAAAUGUGGUGUGGUGGAUGAAGCACGUAAUAUUUUCAAUAGAUUACCAGGUAGAGAUCUUGUGUCAUGGACAUCCAUGAUCACGGCUUAUGGGUCUCAUGGUCAGACUAAAGAAGCUUUAAAGCUUUUUGAUGAAAUGCAACAAUCCAAUGCAAAACCAGAUGGAGUUACUCUUCUUGCAGUGCUAUCCGCUUGUAGCCAUGUUGGAUUAGUUGACGAAGGUUGUUGCUAUUUCAAUAAAAUGAUCGGUGAAUAUGGGAUUGAACCGAGAAUAGAACAUUACUCUUGCUUAAUAGAUCUUCUUGGCCGUGCUGGUAGGUUGGAUGAAGCUUACCAAAUCAUCCAAAGAACUCCACAAAUUAGGGAGGAUGUUGACUUGUUAAGUACACUAUUUUUUGCAUGUCGUUUGCACGGAGAUCAAGACUUGGGUGUAAAAAUUGCAAGAUUGCUAAUUGAGAAGAAUCCUGAUGAUCCUUCAACAUAUAUUAUGUUAUCACAUAGUCUUGCUUCUGGAAACAAAUGGAAUGAGGUGCGGAAGGUGAGACUAAAGAUGAAAGAAUUGGGAUUAAGGAAAAAUCCUGGGUGUAGCUGGAUUGAGAUUAACGAGAGGAUUCAGCCUUUCUUUGUUCAAGACGAGUCCCACCCAGAAUCCGAAAUGGUAUAUCAGUGUCUCAAACUUCUCAAGAGUCACAUGGAGGGAGAUGAGUUAUUUCCACACUGGGGAUCAGCAAUAUUUCAUACUACAUAGAAGCAUUUACUUGAAUUUGAGCUCAAGGUAGGAUUAGAAGAUUAAGAAUUGGUACAUGACAGUGUUUGGUUAUGAGAACGAAUACGAAUUGGGGUGUAGCAGUGAGAUGCAUUUUGUUUUGUGAGGAGAAGAAGAAAUGUCUUAAACGGAUAGGUUUUGCACUUUUGCCAUGGUUUGUGAGAUUAUUUUGUAAUGGUUUAGAAUCUUUAGUACGACUAUGCCUUCCUGAAUCUUUGUUUAUUACAGUGGAAUUAGGCAUAUACAAAAAAGUCCUAGAACUUACGCACAGAGAAGUUCUCCUUUGAGUUCUCUAUUUGGGAGUAAUCAUAGAUUACAGAAGGAUAGUGCAGAUCAUCGUCGCCUUCAUAGUCCAUAUAAAAGUCUUCCUAGAAAUGGUUUGGGUAAGGCACUAUCAGAUUAUCGUUGCCUUCAUAGUUCAUUUAGUGGUUAAGUACAUUGUUUGUUAUUAGGAGGUUCGGAGAGUAUACGUUGUCAGCUGAAGGCACUGGCAAUGGACGCUUUUAGAGUUGAUCUAUUCAGUGCUGUUUGCUCAUCAAGCCAAGGUUCUGGCCAUGAUAAUUGUGAUGCCUUGGGAGAUGUUUUCAUUUGGGGAGAACGCACAGGAGAUGGUGUUGGUGCUAGUGGUUCUCAUACAGUUGGAAGUAGUUUAUCUGCCAAAAUGGAUUCUUUGUUGCCCAAACCGAUAGAAUCUGCAGUGGUUCUGCUGUCCAGAACAUUGCCUGUGGUGGACUUCGUGCAGCUCUAGUAACCUAGGAGAGAUUUAUUUACCUCUGCUGGCCAAUUCUUUACUUUUGGUGAUUGUAAAAACUACAAAGACGAAUGUUGUUUGAGUAGGUCAACAGGUACCAAGAUUUACUUAAAAUUUGCAAUAGGCAAUAAGCAUCACAGGUUUAACUUCCAUAACACUGUCUACUUUGCCAAAACACCAGAGGUUGAGAGAGAG